Heterobasidion irregulare TC 32-1 is the source of this 2098-nucleotide messenger RNA. RefSeq lists its product as uncharacterized. NCBI's taxonomy places the organism in Eukaryota, Fungi, Basidiomycota, Agaricomycetes, Russulales, Bondarzewiaceae. The record is from RefSeq and is a predicted model, not a curated record. The transcript has 2 exons. Bases 1 to 1476 code for a protein of 491 amino acids.
AUGGGGGAGAGGGAGAGGGAGAUGAGGGUGGGGAUGGGGGUGGGGGGUUUUUGGUAUCCGGUGGGGUAUGACGUGGAGGCGGGUGCGGGAGGCGGUGGAGGCGGCGAUGUGGGUGGCGAUGGCGAUGCGGGCGGCGAAGGAGAUGGCGAUGGCGUGGGGCUGGCGAGGAGCGGCGAGGGGCUGUUGAGCGCGCCGCGCGCGGCGUCGUCUCCGUUUGGGCUGGAGCCCGGGAUGUGGAUCGCAAACCGCGUGCUUGGGAACGGGCUUGAGAGCGGGAACGAAGGCGGCGGCGGGCUGGUACCGCGGCCGUCGCUCUCGUACGCGUCUGCGCGCGCGUCGUCGUCUGGGCACAGUCACAGCCAUGCGUACGAGCAUGGAGGGCUGGCGCGCUCGCGAGAGAGCGGGGAGGAGGGCCGGCCGAAGUCGUCUAGCGCGAACUCGCACUCGCACUCGCACUCGCAUUCGCAUUCUCACUCGCACUCGCACUCGCAUUCGCACUCGCAUUCACAGGCGCACUCGGACGAGCGCAGGCUGAGGCAGAGCACGAGCCCGAGUGCGAGCGGGAGCGAGGCGGCGCUCCUCCGCGAUCGGGACCGUGAGCGCGACCGGGACCAGGCCCGAACGGGCUCGCCGUCGAAGCGGAUCCGCAAGCGCAGGCCGCCGUCCGAGCGCGGUCCGCCCCCCGCCAGCUACCCGUCCACAGCGCGCCCCUCGUCCUCCUCGUCCUCCGUCUCGAAAAGCAAGCGCAAGGGUAAGGACAGGGACAGGGGCGGGGACAAAGAGGGGGCGGCCGCGCGCACGAGCGCGGAGAGCGAGCGCAGCCGCCCGGGCAGCCCCGCCAGCGCGACGGGCACCGCCUUCCUCGCGCGCGGCUUGCGCUGGCGGCUGCGCGGCGGGAACACCGCCACCGCCGGCAGCGCGAGCGGGAGCACGAGCGGGCACGGGACGCGCGCGGCGUCGCCCAGCGAUGAGCGGCGAGCGGCGGCUGCGCUGCCUCCGCCCGUGCCUACCUUCUUCGAAGGGCCAGACGCGGCCCUGCGGCGCGUCGCGCGGGCGUCGGCGUCCGCCUUGGGUCCGCUGCCGAGCAUCGCGUAUCCGCCGCCUUCGCCGCCACCGCCAUCACUGCCGUUCACGCCGCCGUUCACUCCACCGUUCGCCCCGCCCCAUCCUGCGUUCUCUACCCAGCCGCCGCCGUCGCCCUCCGGGACGGCAUCGACGGGGACAGGCGUGGGAGUGGGCGGCGUGGUCACGGAGGGCUUGUUGCAUCCCAAGCUUGGGAUGCGGUUCGAGGCUGGGACAGCGAGCGUGGGGCAGUUGAGCGAGUUUAGCCUGAGGGACGACGUGGAUUAUUCGCGGCCUGUGUUUGCGAGGAUGUAUACGUCCGCGACGCUUGAUUCGGCGUCUUUGAUCGAUCGGGACGGGCAUUCUACGGAUCGGGAGACGAUCCUCGAGCGUGACCCCGCGCCGCCGCCAUAACCCUUCCACCGAUCUUUCGCGCUCCGCAGCAUACUCGUACGCCUGCCGUCCUCCGCCCUUAUAUCUGGGAUUUUUUUUCAGACGCUGCCUCUGCCGCGCGCUUAGAUGAUAAGUUGUGUUCGGUUUGGCUUUUCCUAUUCCCCUCGUUUUUUUUUGCAUAUACCCGCUCCCGCGAUCCGGCGGCUCAUACCUGUUUUCUCGACUCCAAAACGUCCGCCGUCUCGGCUACUCUGAUGGCGGUGCACACGCACCAUCUACCUCCUCGAUCAGUCCUCGACCGAACUCGACAUACACACUUGUUUGUUUGGUCCUCGUCGCACUGGAUCUUAAUUUGACGCCCGCUAACGAAUUCCCCUCCGUCUCGUUCUCGUCCUCGUCCUCGUUCUCAUCUUUAUUUUCCUUCUACUUCGUUUGAUUACUACGCACAUCACACGCCGAACGGCUCAGUCAUUAUCUACACACCUACAUGCAUACAUGUCCUCCAUACACGACGAACCCUGCAUGCGUCCCGCAUUGACCAUACUGAACCUUACAUAUACUUACACCACACACCUGCACACUUACACAACGCGCUUACACAUAUACAUGCACACGCACACUGACGCUGACGCUGACGUUCCCC